Triticum aestivum (bread wheat) is the source of this 1073-nucleotide messenger RNA. Its product is annotated as agamous-like MADS-box protein AGL61. NCBI's taxonomy places the organism in Eukaryota, Viridiplantae, Streptophyta, Magnoliopsida, Poales, Poaceae. The record is from RefSeq and is a predicted model, not a curated record. The coding region runs from base 15 to 791 and encodes 258 amino acids. The transcript has a single exon. Gene Ontology annotation, molecular function: DNA-binding transcription factor activity, RNA polymerase II-specific; RNA polymerase II cis-regulatory region sequence-specific DNA binding; protein dimerization activity. Gene Ontology annotation, biological process: positive regulation of transcription by RNA polymerase II.
UAGAAGUCUCUGGCAUGGCAAUGGCAACGGCGCCGCGGCGGAGGGCGAGCAUGGGGCGGCAGAAGAUCGAGAUCCGGAAGAUCGAGAGCGAGGAGGCGCGGCAGGUGUGCUUCUCCAAGCGCCGGGCCGGCCUGUUCAAGAAGGCGAGCGAGCUGGCCGUGCUGUGCGGCGCCGAGGUUGCCGCCGUCGUCUUCUCCCCCGCAGGCAAGGCCUUCUCCUUCGGCCACCCCUCCGUCGAGGCCAUCUUUGACCGCUUCGUCCCCUCCGCCGCGCAGCAUCCCGGGGCGGUGGCUGCCGGCGCGGGCCUGGGCGCCUCGGGCGACCGCAACCUGGCGGAGCUGAACCGGCAGUACGGCGAGCUGCGCACGCAGCUGGAGGCGGAGAAGGCGCGGAAGGAGCGCGCGGAGGAGGCCAUGGCGAAGGAGCGCGCCGCGGGCAACCAGAUGGCGGCGUGGCUCGACGCCGACCUGCGCGACAUGGGGGAGGAGGAGCUGAUGGCCUUCGCCGCCGCGCUGGUGGAGGUGCAGGCCGCCGUCUCGGAGCGCGCCAACCAGGUGCUCCAGGAGGCGCUAAACGUCGGCCGCUCCAGGAGCGCCAGCCGCAUGCUCCAGGCGCCCCCACCGCACCAGCAGCAGCAGCAGCUCGCCGGGGGCGGUACCUUCGAGUUCGGUGGCACCAGCACCAACGCCGGUAUGGAGAUACAGCAAAUGCUGCUGGCGAUGCCUCCGCCGCCCCCGCCGGGGUUCGCCCCAGGAAUGGACAUAGUGCAACACGGCGGAUUCCCCUAUUGAGGAAGUGAGAAGAAGAUGAAUGAUAUCCAGUCAUCGAGUCGCGAGUCCAUCCGUUCUUCCAGCACAUGCAUGCACGCAUGCAUGGACGCCGUCAGUGAGUCUUUGGUUAUAUGCAUCUUGCAUGCCGUUGAUGAUGAUCCAUCUGCCUGGAUGCAUGAUGCAUAUGCAAUCUUGUUUUCCUAUUUCGUUUUUAUUGUCGUUGUUUUGCAACGAAACAUAUUGGGUCCUUCAAUUGUGAUUUGUCUCGGUGCUCGAGAUUAAUGAAAUAAAAGCCCUUGUGUA